UGUUCAGAACAAAGCCCAGGAGCCAUCUUAAUGGAGGUGCUCAAUUCUGAAUCUCCAACUCAGUCUAAAUUGGCCCUGGAGAAUGUGCUUGGCAUGAAGGGCGGAGAUGGAGAUUCCAGUUAUGCCAACAAUUCUUUAUGUCAGUUAAAGAUGGUUCAAGCUUUGAAACCGAUUCUGGAGCGCAGCAUUCAUGAGAAUAUGAGAUUGGAGUUUAAUAGGGGAGGAAUAUUUAGGAUAGCAGAUUUCGGGUGUGGAACUGGGCGAAACACACUUGUGGUAGCAGACACCAUUGUCAGAGCUCUGCAAUGCUCACUUGAGGAACGGGAAAUGCCAGAAUUCGAGGUUUAUUUCACCGACCUUCCCUCAAAUGAUUUUAAUUUGCUGUUUCGAACAUUGCCUCCGCCCCAACAAGGCUUUACCGAUACAGACAGUAAUGGUGUCUGUGAUAUAAAUCCCGUGGCCCCAAGAUCUUACUUUGCAGCGGCUGUGUGUGGAUCACAUUUCAAACGUCUCUUUCCACAGAAAAGCUUGCAUUUCUGUCAUUCUUCUGCCAGUCUCCACUGGAUUUCACAGGUGAGUUAUAAAAUGAUUCUUUCUCCAUAGAUGGGUACAGAGGAGUGACAUGAUACGAUGUAAA
This is a messenger RNA of Cryptomeria japonica (Japanese cedar), 637 nucleotides long. RefSeq names its product indole-3-acetate O-methyltransferase 1. Bases 31 to 603 code for a protein of 190 amino acids. NCBI's taxonomy places the organism in Eukaryota, Viridiplantae, Streptophyta, Pinopsida, Cupressales, Cupressaceae. Gene Ontology annotation, molecular function: S-adenosylmethionine-dependent methyltransferase activity. Gene Ontology annotation, biological process: methylation. The record is from RefSeq and is a predicted model, not a curated record. The transcript has 2 exons.